Phalaenopsis equestris is the source of this 1177-nucleotide messenger RNA. Its product is annotated as protein STAY-GREEN LIKE, chloroplastic-like. The coding region runs from base 226 to 1035 and encodes 269 amino acids. The record is from RefSeq and is a predicted model, not a curated record. NCBI's taxonomy places the organism in Eukaryota, Viridiplantae, Streptophyta, Magnoliopsida, Asparagales, Orchidaceae. The transcript has 5 exons.
UGUCAGCCUUUGAGGUUGGCCACGUGGCAGCUAGCUCAAGUUGCUAUCACUUUGUAGAGCAAGGGCGGCUACAAUGAACGGCGGACAAGGACCGCUGAUUUCGACAAUCAUAAUUCCCAACCAGAAUGCGAAGGGUGGAAGGCCAUGUGAUUGUGAGAUGCGGGAUGGCAAACCCUACUGUAUCUUGCAGCUCUUCCUUUUCUUUUCCUUCAUUAGUGCUUUAAAAUGACUCAUUGUUGUAUAGCUGGGAAUGCAAAUGGAUGUCCAAACGUCAUCAUCUCGUUUUCAGCAGCACAUUCCGGAAGACCUUCAUCCGCCAAAAGAUUGGGCAAGCAGUUCCGGAUACAAUCGUGUGACAGGAGGUACUCCUACGGCUCCCUGGCUGUAAGGCUUUUUGGUCCACCAACAAGAUUUGAGGCUUCAAAACUUAAAGUGGUUUUUGUUGGAGAUGAUAUGGAGAAGCAGGCUUUGAGCAGUGCUGCUAGAGCAUAUACUCUGACACAUUGUGACUUCACAGCAAAUUUAACUCUGGAAAUCUCAAACAACAUAAACCAUAGCAAGGUAAGAGAGUGGCAAAUGGCUCUGUGGAAAGAUGAUGUUGUGGUCGAGUGGAAGAUCAUAAAAGAUGAAUUUUCGCUGCAUGUUCAUUGCUUCGUCAGUGGGGCCAAUAUUCUGCAAGAACUAGCUGCUGAUAUUCGGUACCAUAUUUUCUCCAAAGAGCUCCCAUUGGUGAUCACCCAUAAGUACUUUUUUCAUAAUACAUUCUUACUAGCAGAGGUUCUCCAAGCUGUUGUGCAUGGAGAUUCUGCUUUGUUCGUUCACCAACCUGAAUUGAUGGAUUCUAUGGUUUGGGUGCACUUCCAUUCAAAAUCAAAAAAAUACAACCGCACUGAGUGCUGGGGUCCUCUCAAGGAUGCCAUUCAGAGAACCUUGGUGGAUGGAUCUGAUGACAUCCGAAAGAAGAUCUGCAACAGCAUUGUGAAGUGGACAUGUCCUGAAGUUUUCUUCCAUGCCUUCGUUACCAUUCUACUUUAAUGUGUUGGAAUUCAACAACAAAUAUCCAAUCAUUUACCAAAACUCCAUUCUUAAAAUCCGUUUUCUUGAUUUGUCUACAACUAGUAUCAAGUUGUUAUUAACAUUCAUUGUGAAAGCUUCAUAUGCGAUUGAUUGGUGCUUU